AUGGAGCCGCGGCGUCCGAAGCACAAGCAGGCGCCGCCGCUCGAGGUCUCGCAGAAGGAGCUCGAGCGCGCGCUGAAGGAUCCGAGGUCGUACGUGUCCUCGGACUCGGAUGCAGAGCGCGCGGCGUUCCCCAACGGGCGGGAGAACGUCGACCGGUUGCGCGUGGUGCACACGCACAUGUCCAUGGUGUUCCUGCUGCCGCAGCGCGUGUACAAGGUGAAGAAGCAGGUGGACUUCGGCUUCGCGGACUUCUCGACGCUGUUCAAGCGCUUCCAGGCGUGCUUCGCCGAAGUGCAGCUGAACCAGCGACUCGCGCCCGACGUGUACAUGGGCGUCGUGCCCGUGUCCAUGAAGAGGGCGACGAGGGAGAUCUGCGUGCGCUGCGACGACUUUUGGACGCCGGAGAAGAGCGGUAACCUGGACUGGUGGCUGAACGACCAGUUCGGAGAGAUCGUCGAGUGGGCGGUGCACAUGGUGCGGCUGCCGGACGACUGCACGCUGCUGCACCGCAUGGACCACGGCGAGUUGACGGAGAAGAUGUUGGACCAAGUGGCCGAGAGGCUCGUGGACUUUCACGCGGACGCUAGGCGUGGGCCAAAGAUUGAUCAUUUCGGUCGAGAGCCAGUGAUUCGACACAACAUUGACGAGAACUUUCACCAAACGGCCUCGCACACGGGUAUGACGGUCAGUGAGCAGGUGUAUCGUCGCGUGAAGGAGCUGUCGUACACGUGGCUGAAGAAGCUCAAGCACGUUUUCGAGUCACGUGUGGAGAACGGCUAUAUUUGUGAUACGCACGGAGAUCUGCGACUUGAGCACGUCUAUAGACUGCCGCGUUCGGCUGGCAAAAGCGAGCGCUUCGUGAUUUUGGACUGCAUCGAGUUCAAUGAACAAUUCCGCUUCGGAGAUCCGCUCUCGGAUGUAGCGUUCUUGGCGAUGGAUAUUUGGUGGAAGGGCCGUCCCGACUUGGCACGCUUUCUACAGGCGCAAUACCUGCUCAAGACAGUGCAAGACUCGCCGGAGAAUGCUGAUCUCUUCACGUUUUAUACUGCAUAUCGGGCUGUAGUGCGGGCUAAAGUAUCCGGGUUUCGUGUGAUGGACCCUACACUGUCAGCCGUUCAGCGUGUCGAUGAAAUUCAGCGCGCGCAUUGCUACUGGCUGGUGGCACUGGAGCUCCUUAGUCCGCCUGCGCAGCGACCAUGUAUGAUUCUUGUCGGAGGUCUUCCUGCGAGUGGUAAGUCCAACCUGGCAAAAAUGCUGGCUGAAGAUGACAAUACUCUCGUGUGGUUGCGCUCGGAUGCAAUCCGCGAAGGCAGCUUCGAAGAAGGGCUGUACUCCCCCGAAAUGACUCAGCGCACCUACGACGAGAUUCUGAAGCAAUGCGUGAAGCAUUUGCGCAAGGGAGAGCGCGUUGUUGUCGACGCCACGUUUCGCGAUCCCGUUCAGCGGCAGAGAUUCAUCGGAGCUGCUCGCACUGAGGGUGCGUUGUUUGCCUUCAUCAUGUGCGAGUGCGACCGUGAGAUUAUCAAGGGACGAAUGCUGGCUCGGAAAAACGACAUCUCGGAUGCAACUUGGGAGGUGUACGAGUUCAUGGAGAAGUCGUGGCACUUCCCUGAGCGUGACACCAUGGUCGAAUGCAGUGUAGUGAACACGGAGAAGGAGAAAGAGCUGACACUGCGCCGCGCCCAAGUGUUCCUGCGCAAGAUCGGACUGCUCUGA
Phytophthora sojae is the source of this 1716-nucleotide messenger RNA. RefSeq lists its product as hypothetical. The record is from RefSeq and is a predicted model, not a curated record. The transcript has 2 exons. The coding region runs from base 1 to 1716 and encodes 571 amino acids. NCBI's taxonomy places the organism in Eukaryota, Oomycota, Peronosporomycetes, Peronosporales, Peronosporaceae.